Messenger RNA from Myodes glareolus (Bank vole), 2778 nucleotides. RefSeq names its product zinc finger protein 184 (gene Znf184). The record is from RefSeq and is a predicted model, not a curated record. Gene Ontology annotation, biological process: regulation of transcription by RNA polymerase II. Lineage: Eukaryota; Metazoa; Chordata; Mammalia; Rodentia; Cricetidae. Gene Ontology annotation, molecular function: DNA-binding transcription factor activity, RNA polymerase II-specific; RNA polymerase II cis-regulatory region sequence-specific DNA binding.
UGUGGGCGUGGAAAGAGGUGGGCAUUUGGCCAGUUCUACCGCGAAGGCUCACAUCCUGAAUCCAAAGUGACCACCCCAUGCUUCUGGAUCCAGGAGCCUAAGGAAUGCGUCACUAGACUGGAGUCCAGGACCUCCUGGCUACCCAGUAUGGGUCUAAUGUGCGACUGUAAGACGCGUGCUGCAGACUGCAUCCUGUGCCUUGUAGGCCAACCACGGAGGGCAUAAGGCACCCACCCUGGGAGGGGAGCGGGAUAUUCAAGCCCCAGACUGAAGCUGCCCUGGCUACCCACGUGUCCACGUUCUAGCUGAACACGUAGAGCUCCUGAGAUGGCAGGCCUGUCCUUUGCAGAAUCCACCGGUCUCCACGAGGGACAUCCUCUACUCCCAUCAACUAGUUUUCAGGAAUCAGUGACCUUUAAGGAUGUUGUCGUGAACUUCACCCAGGAAGAAUGGAAACACCUGGAUCCUACACAGAGAGAUUUGUUCAGAGAUGUGACAUUGGAAAAUUAUACACAUCUCGUCUCUAUAGGACUCCAGGUUUCCAAACCUGAUAUGAUUUCCCAGCUAGAACAAGGGACAGAGCCAUGGAUUGAGGAGUCGUACGUUCCUGUUGGUUCCAUGGAAGACUGGAAGAUAAGACCUGGAAAUGGUGUGUCACCCUUAGAGUGUGACACUUCUGAAGAACAUCUGUCUUCUGAGGCCCAAACAAGCAACUGCAAAAGGGCUGGUUCUUACAGUUGCAGCGUCCUAGAAACGUGGAAGGCUGGUGGGAGUUUAGAGACGCUCCAGGCAAAUCAGCAGACUCUGCCAAGGGAAAUAAAAAUAACAGCAAAAGCAGUACCCACGUGUGAGAGCAGUCUCGGCGUGAGUUCAAGCCUUGUAUCACAAACAGAAGUAGUUCUAGAACAAACUUCCACCAAAACAAGAGUCCAGCAGAAUUCACAGCCCGCCCCGAAAGAGAAGCUGUGUAAGUGCAGCGAAUGUGGCAAAGCUUUUACUUACUGCUCCGCUCUCAUUCGCCAUCAGAGAACGCACACCGGAGAAAAGCCCUACAAAUGUAACGAGUGUAACAAAGCUUUCAGCCGAAGUGAAAACCUUAUAAAUCAUCAGAGAAUUCAUACAGGAGAUAAGCCGUACAAAUGUGACCAGUGUGGAAAGGGCUUCAUUGAGGGCCCAUCUCUGACUCAACAUCAAAGGAUUCACACUGGAGAAAAGCCCUACAAAUGUGAUGAAUGUGGGAAAGCCUUUAGUCAGAGGACCCAUCUUGUUCAGCAUCAGAGAAUCCACACCGGUGAGAAGCCAUACACUUGUAAUGAGUGUGGAAAGUCCUUCAGCCAGAGAGGUCACUUUAUGGAACACCAGAAAAUUCAUACAGGAGAAAAGCCUUUCAAAUGUGAAGAAUGUGAAAAGACCUUCACCAGGAGCACACACCUUACUCAACAUCAAAAGAUUCAUACUGGAGAGAAAACCUAUAAGUGUAACGAGUGUGGGAAGGCCUUCAAUGGGCCUUCGACAUUUAUCCGUCACCAUAUGAUUCACACUGGAGAGAAGCCUUAUGAAUGCAAUGAAUGUGGCAAAGCCUUCAGUCAGCACUCAAACCUGACUCAGCAUCAGAAAACACACACUGGUGAGAAGCCCUAUGAUUGUGCAGAAUGUGGAAAAGCCUUCAGUUACUGGUCGUCCCUCGCCCAGCAUCUGAAAAUUCAUACAGGAGAGAAACCCUACAAAUGCAGUGACUGUGGCAAGGCCUUCAGUUACUGCUCCUCUCUUACUCAACACCGGAGAAUUCAUACUCGAGAAAAACCCUUUGAGUGCAGUGAAUGUGGAAAGGCUUUCAGUUAUCUGUCAAACCUUCAUCAGCAUCAGAAAACCCACUCCCAGGAGAAAGCCUAUGAAUGUAAGGAAUGUGGAAAAGCCUUUAUUCGGAGUUCAUCUCUUGCUAAGCAUGAGCGAAUUCAUACUGGAGAGAAGCCUUAUCAGUGUCCUGAAUGUGGGAAAACCUUCAGCUAUGGCUCAUCACUUAUUCAGCAUAAGAAAAUCCAUACUGGUGAAAGACCUUACAAGUGUAAUGAAUGUGGUAGAGCCUUUAACCAGAAAAUACACCUUACACAACACAAGAGAAUUCAUACAGGAGCAAAGCCGUACGCGUGUCCCAAGUGUGGUAAGACCUUCCGACAUUGUUCCUCUCUUGCACAACAUCAAAAAACUCACACAGAGGAAAAACCCUACCAGUGUAACAAAUGUGAAAAAACCUUUAGUCAGAACUCCCACCUGACUCAGCAUCAGCAGACCCAUGCAGGAGAGAAACCCUAUAAGUGCAAUGAACGUGAAUCGUUUCCCCAGAGCGUGCUCUUACCUGAUCAUCAGAGUGCUCACACUGGAGAGAAACCGGACAACUGUAACAAAUGCCCAAGGACUUUGAGCCGGAACACUUACCCUACUCAGCAUCAGAAGAUUCAUUCAGGAGAGAAGGUUUUUGGGUGUGGUGACUGUGGAAAAGCCUUCAGGUAUCGCUCUACUCUCAACAAACACCAGAGACUGCACCCUGGCAUAGCUGCUCUAGGAACAUCAUAAAUGGAGCUGCUCUCCUCACUUUGGUUUUAUAGUGAUGGAUCAGAGUGGGGUGAAGAGCUCCUUAAAGUAUUGUUAAGUUUUCCCUAUCUCAUGAUGAGAUAGGCUCUUGGGCUGAACUAAUCCAGGUAUGUUAUUAAGCAACAUUGGAGCAAGCUACUUUAAGUGUCUUGUGUGAAUGGGGUGAAAUAAAAGAUUGAGAGAUGA